AUGAGUAGAGAUAAGGAUACAGUUCAUGCCGAUGCACGGCGCUUCCUUGAUGAGCGUGGCUCUAACGUUUCGGUCGCGCCAAACGGCCUCAACCCCGCGACUAUCAUGGAAAAGGCCGUCAGGGAUCGCAUCGUCGACUCGAUAUACUACAAAAUGCAAUGCUUUGCGUGCAACGAAGCCGAUAUUGUCGAUCGCGUUGUCGAGGACGUGAAGUUUAUUGGAGGUACAUAUGGCACCACACAAGUACCCAGUCCGUUUUUGUGCCUCGCCUUCAAGCUUCUUGAGCUUUCGCCUAGCGACGCGGUACUGCUGGAAUAUCUCAAAUUCGGCGGUGAAGCCUUCAAAUAUCUGCGUGCACUCGCGUGUUUCUACUUCCGACUCACACGACAAGCGAAGGACGUUUACGAGAUGCUGGAACCGUUCCUCGAGGAUAGGCGCAAAUUGAGACGGAGAGGAAGGGAAGGCGUAAAGUUGUCAUACGUGGACGAAUUCGUAGACGACCUCUUGACAAAGGAGCGUGUAUGCGGUACGAGUCUGUGGAAAAUGCCAAAGAGAGAGGUUCUGGAGGACCUGGAGAUUCUGGAACCAAGGGUCAGCCCUCUUGGCGACCUUGAGGAUCUUCUCGAGGAGGAGGAGGAUGAAGCAGAGAAAGAGAAUAGAACGAGGGAAGAAUCCGGUGAAACCUCAGAAGGAGAUGUAAUGGAGGUUGACCGCGACGAGAGAAGGAGAAGUCCGAGUCGAAGCCGUAGCCGCAGUCGAAGUCGUUCACCUUGA
Molecule: messenger RNA, 774 nt
Organism: Fusarium poae
Lineage: Eukaryota; Fungi; Ascomycota; Sordariomycetes; Hypocreales; Nectriaceae
Exons: 1
Coding region: 1-774 (257 amino acids)
Cellular component (GO): precatalytic spliceosome
Source: RefSeq, a predicted model, not a curated record